AUGCGGCUCAACCCGCACCUCGCUCUCCGCCUGUUCGACCACCUGCUCCGCUCGGGCGCCGACCCGGACCCCGCGGCGUACGAGCUCGCUUUCGCGUCCUGCGCGCGCGGGAGGGACCGUGCCACGGCGGCGCAGCUCCACGCCCACGCCGCCAAGCGCGGGCUCGUCGCCUCGCACCGCCGCGUGCGCUGCAGGCUCGUCCACGCCUACGCCGUCUGCGGGAUGCUCCCCCACGCGCGCAGGGUGUUCGACGGCGGGACCGACAACGACAUGGUCGCCUGGAACUGCCUGCUGCGCGGGUACGCGCAGGAGGGUGGGGACGCGGACUUGCUCCGUAAUUUCUUUGCCAGGAUGCCGUCCCGGGACAGCUUCUCGUGGAACACCGUCCUUUCAUGGUGCGUCGUGAAUGGGGAGUACGACGAGGCAAUCGCAGUGUUCCGGGAGAUGCUCGCGAGCCAGGAGUGCCAGCCUGAUAGGGUGACAUUAGUGAGUGUUGUCUCUGCAAUUGCAUACUUGGGGGCACUUGCACAGGGUCUCUGGGCACAUGCAUAUGUCUUCAGGAAAGGUGUUGAAGUCGAGGAGAAACUGUGCUCAGCAUUGAUAAACAUGUACUCAAAGUGUGGGUUCAUUGAGGGUGCAGUUUAUGCGUUUGACAAUGUCCGAGGAAAGAGGAGCUUGGAUACUUGGAAUGCAAUGUUAGCUGGUUUUACAGCGAAUGGCUGCAGUGACAGAGCUCUGGAGCUCUUCACCAGGAUGGAGUCAACAGGGCUUAUGCCUAAUAAGAUUACUUUUAACAGCAUACUGAAUGCUUGUAGCCACAGGGGGUUAGUUGAGGAAGGUAUGAGAUGUUUUCAGAUAAUGUCUAGAGUUUAUGGUAUUGAGCCCGACAUUGCACAUUAUGGUCGCAUGGUGGAUCUGUUCUGCCGUGCAGGGAUGUUUGAGAAAGCUGAAGAGAUAAUUCAGAUAAUGCCGAUGGAGCCAGAUGCUUCCAUGUUGAAGGCCCUAUUGGGUGCUUGCAGAACUCAUAAGAACUUAGUUGGGAAAGAAGGCCAGACAUGGGCUUAUUGA
Miscanthus lutarioriparius is the source of this 1068-nucleotide messenger RNA. The record is from the annotation of a GenBank genome assembly. Lineage: Eukaryota; Viridiplantae; Streptophyta; Magnoliopsida; Poales; Poaceae.